GAGCGCAGAUUAGCAUAUAGCAUGGUCGUCUUCUCGGGAGAGGAGGCAAACAGAGCAGCAGCAAACAUGAGGAGCAACAGCACCAACAGCAGCAGCAACCACCACCACCUCCGGGAAGACAAGACGGAGAGCCCCGAUUCCAGAUUCAACCAGACCCUCCGCAGCGUCCAAGGGUUGCUCAAAGGUCGCAGUAUACCUGGAAAAGUGUUGCUGACCAGGAGAUCGGACCCGUUGGACGAUUCAAGCUGGCAAGACCGCUCUCCUAAGUAUGAACGAAGUCUCUCAGAAAAUGAUACUGGCCCAAGUGAUCAAAUGGACAAGUCAACGGAGGAAGAUGACAAAGGUCCUUUUAAGCCAAGUACACACGAGAAUCUCAACAAGUCUAAAUCCUCAACAUCAGAUGUUCAUAGUACUCCCAAAGAAGUGCAGAAGUCCACCAUUGGUGCGAGAGCUACAGAUUCUGCAAGGGUCAUGAAAUUCACAAAGGAGCUCUCAGGAACAACCGUCAUAUUAGAAAGGUUGCGAGAGUUGGCAUGGAGUGGAAUACCACCGUAUAUGCGCCCUACAGUUUGGAAACUCCUCUUGGGAUAUGCACCAACUAAUUCAGAUAGAAGGGAGGGAGUCCUGAGAAGGAAACGCCUCGAGUAUCUUGACUGUGUUGCUCAGUUCUAUGACAUUCCGGAUACUGAACGCACGGAUGAAGAGAUCAGCAUGCUUCGCCAGAUUGCUGUGGAUUGUCCAAGAACUGUACCUGAUGUUUCUUUCUUUCAGCAAGCCCAAGUACAGAAGUCCAUGGAGCGCAUCCUGUAUACAUGGGCUAUCCGUCAUCCAGCUAGUGGGUAUGUUCAAGGCAUAAACGAUCUAGUCACGCCAUUUCUAGUCGUCUUUUUGUCAGAAUACUUAGAAGGAAGUGCGGAUAAUUGGUCCCUAUCUGAUUUGUCUCCUGAGAAGAUCUCUUACUUAGAGGCAGACUGCUAUUGGUGUCUGACAAAGUUGUUAGAUGGUAUGCAAGACCAUUAUACAUUUGCUCAACCGGGAAUCCAACGACUUGUCUUUAAGCUGAAGGAAUUGGUCAGGCGCAUUGAUGAACCUGUGUCAAGACACAUGGAGGAGCAAGGCCUUGAAUUUCUGCAAUUCGCUUUCCGCUGGUUUAAUUGUCUCUUAAUACGUGAGAUCCCUUUCCAUCUCGUCACUCGCUUGUGGGACACAUAUCUUGCAGAAGGAGAUGCAUUGCCAGACUUUCUCGUUUACAUAUUUGCUAGUUUUUUGUUGACGUGGUCGGAUAAACUUCAGAAGCUUGAAUUCCAAGAAAUGGUGAUGUUUCUUCAACACCUUCCUACGGAAAACUGGACUCACUUAGAGUUGGAGAUGGUGCUUUCUAGAGCAUUCAUGUGGCAUAGUAUGUUCAAUAGCUCACCCAGUCACUUGGCUAGCUGAAGAGAGUACAGUUGCAUUCAUGCUCUUUGAAGGGAUGUUGAUUUUUUUUUCCUCGACUUCUUUUCCUAUUUCAUGUGCUUUUUUACCCCCUCCAAAUCCUUGCAGUGUUUAAUUAUCUUACAAAGUAGUACUUUUUGCUAGCUUCUCUGUCAAAUUUUCGAUGUUCUUGUUCUGUAUUGGUCAUACAGUUCCUUCCUAUAUUUGUAGACUUGUAGAUAUACUGUUCAUGGGUGCCACAAGAAAGUAAUGCAUAUGUGAAGAUAAAUAUGUUUGCCCGCGCCCGCUUUUGUUCAUGAGUU
This is a messenger RNA of Syzygium oleosum, 1736 nucleotides long. Its product is annotated as GTPase-activating protein GYP1. The record is from RefSeq and is a predicted model, not a curated record. The transcript has 10 exons. Bases 22 to 1437 code for a protein of 471 amino acids. Gene Ontology annotation, molecular function: GTPase activator activity. NCBI's taxonomy places the organism in Eukaryota, Viridiplantae, Streptophyta, Magnoliopsida, Myrtales, Myrtaceae. Gene Ontology annotation, biological process: activation of GTPase activity.